AUGCAUAUCAUGAACCGCAACGUUUCAGACCCCGAGAACAUGGCGCCGGCGACUUCGGAAUCCAUCUCUCACCCCUACUGCGAUGGGGGUGUUGCGUCCUGCCACGCACAAUUCCCUCCCCUGAACGCAACGGACGGCAUGGCCUUCGACGAGAACAACGUCAUGCUUGUCGACCCGACCCUCGAAACGUCCAACGUCGCUCCGGACCUUCCGUGGAAGCAGUGGUGGUCGAUAGAUCAAUCCGCGCCUGUCGGUUCCGCUCCAAACGGAGAGGAAAUGACGCCUAGCUACAUACAGACCAGUGUCCUCCAGGGCGGCCACGCAUGUGGUUAUGAUACCAACUCUCUUGGCUACUCGACCUGGCCGAGCCCUGCCACUGAAUACACGGCCAUAUCCUCCGUCACUGAUCAGGUAGUAUUCAAAGAAUCUCCUGAUGGGGGCUGGACCCAACUUUCGCCCACUCGAUCACGCACACUCAGCCUGGGCGAAAGUCCAUCUGCCCAAUACACGAACUGGCCUUCUACUCAAAUCGUCGAACCAAAGAUAGAGUCGCCACGAGAAUCGGAGCUUCCGACAAUUCACCCCGGCAACAGUGGCGGCGGGGGCGGCAGCAGCAGCAAGGAUGACAGCAAACGCGACAAGACCAACAAGCGCGACAAGAAAGGCAAAGGCAAGCAACCGAAGAGUAAGAAGAGCAACAAAAACAAGAACACCAGCAACGCCGGCAAUACGACAACCAACGGAGAGGGUUCUGGUGAGUCGGCUCCGGGACUCGCAGGAUCUGCGGCAGACGCCCUCGAGCGCGAAAAACGACUCCAGGAUCGAAACCGAAUCGCGUCCAACAAGUUCCGAAUCAAGAAGAAGCAAGACGCUCUGAGGCUCAAAUCGAACGAAGAAGGCCUGAAGGAGAGACACCGCGACUUGACCAGUUGUGUUGCCGGCCUGAAUCAGGAGGUCUACCUGCUCCAGACACAGCUUCUGCAACACAACAACUGCGGCUGCGCGAUGAUCCAAAGCUUCCUUGCCAACCGAGCCCACCUCUUCGUCCACGGCACCGAGGAGGGGGCAGCUAGACUUGAAGCCCACCCUGAUCAACAAACUUGA
This is a messenger RNA of Ilyonectria robusta, 1104 nucleotides long. RefSeq lists its product as uncharacterized. The transcript has a single exon. Lineage: Eukaryota; Fungi; Ascomycota; Sordariomycetes; Hypocreales; Nectriaceae. Gene Ontology annotation, biological process: regulation of DNA-templated transcription. The record is from RefSeq and is a predicted model, not a curated record. The coding region runs from base 1 to 1104 and encodes 367 amino acids. Gene Ontology annotation, molecular function: DNA-binding transcription factor activity.